AUGACAAAUGGUCAUUGGUCAAUGAUGUUGAUGUUCUACUAUAUGUUAGCGGUAGAAUUGUUCGUUAUUCUAUUGUUAAUGUACAUUAUAUCAAAAUUUAAUCAACAAAUAAAUCUAAUUCGACCAUCAUUAGAACAAACAAUUCAAAUAACAAAUAAAGUCCAUCAAAUGAAUAGAUUUAAAUUCAAUUUAAUGAAUUUUUAUCAUCGUAUUGUCAGUAAUAUACCAUGGGGUAUGCGUAUUGGACCAACUAUCGUAUUAACAAAAUUUGUUUUUUUCAAGAUAAUCAUUUUCUAUGCUCGAUUCACUAUGCUUUCUAGCAAAUUUUUUUGAGAAGAGAAAUUUUUUUUAAAUUAAAAAAUUGUAAACUCAAAAUAUACAUUAUAGACAUUAUGAGAUAAUUUAAUUUAACAUAUU
This is a messenger RNA of Dermatophagoides pteronyssinus (European house dust mite), 417 nucleotides long. RefSeq lists its product as uncharacterized. The record is from RefSeq and is a predicted model, not a curated record. NCBI's taxonomy places the organism in Eukaryota, Metazoa, Arthropoda, Arachnida, Sarcoptiformes, Pyroglyphidae.